AACGUCCACUGCCAUUUUGUUUUACCCUACGUCGGCGUCUCUGAGGCCACGUGACCUCUAGUAGUCUCAGAAGUGGUGUAGCAGUAUGGCCGAGCAAGCGGUGACAGCGAGCGAAGGGCUUGUACAGAGAUUGCUGUCUGUGUUUGGUGUUCACAGUCUGAUCAGCAGUGUGUGGGGCUACGUGGACACCACAAUAAGGUGGUGCUGGAUCCCCAGCUGGCUGCCACCGUGGUGUCCCACCUCUCAAAUCCAGUUACAGACUGCAGAGGACAUGAUGCUGCGAUGUGUAAAAAGCACUUUCACCAAACAGCACAUCCCCAUCUCCAACGGCAGCCAGCUGUGGACCCUGACCUUUAGCAGUGAACAUGUCAAAGACAAAACCCCCAUGGUGCUGUUCCAUGGGUUUGGAGGUGGUGUAGGCCUUUGGGCUCAGAACCUGGAUGCUCUCUCCCAGCGUCGGCCCGUCUUGGCACUUGACCUGCUGGGCUUCGGACAGAGCAGCAGGCCUCUGUUCUCCACAGAUGCUCAGAAGGCAGAGGAGCAGUUUGUGGAGUCUAUAGAGCAGUGGAGGGCUAAAGUGGGUCUAGAGUCCAUGAUACUGCUGGGUCACAACCUGGGAGGAUACCUGACUGUGUCAUACUCUAUUAAAUACCCAGACAGAGUAAAGCACAUACUACUGGUGGAGCCCUGGGGCUUCCCUGAACGUCCGGACACUGCAGAGGCAGACCGUCCCAUCCCUGUGUGGAUCAAAGCACUAGGAGCCAUGUUCAGUCCCUUCAACCCUCUAGCUGGUCUCAGACUGGUUGGGCCACUGGGUCUCACUUUGGUCCAAACUUUGAGACCCGACUUCAAGAGAAAGUUCUUGUCCAUGUUCAGUGACAACACUGUGUCAGAGUACAUCUACCACCUGAACGUGCAAACCCCCAGUGGGGAAACAGCCUUUAAGAAUAUGACUGUUCCCUAUGGUUGGGCUAAGAGGCCAAUGCUGCAGAGGAUGGACCAGCUUCAGCCUGAAAUCCCCAUCACCAUCAUCUAUGGAUCCCGCUCAAGCAUAGACAGCAACUCAGGCAGCACCAUCAAAGAGAUGAGGCCACACUCACAUGUGGAGAUAAUCACUAUCCGUGGAGCAGGGCACUAUGUAUACGCUGACCAGCCAGACGACUUCAAUCACAGAGUUCUGCAAGUGUGUGAUAAAGUGGACUGAACAAGAGACAAAUCUGGUUACUGAACUCUGGAGACAAAGGGGAGCACCGACAACAGACUGUAUCUCACUGUAGCAGCCCAAAUGGAAACGUGGGAUCCCUCUUCCUUAAAGCAGGGAUCAGGAGUGCUUGUACCUUUAAAAAAAUGAAAAGAAGAGUUUUAUGCAUGCUUUUAAUUCAUCAUCAUGACAGAAUGCAGUUCAUGUCAUGUCAACUGGCCAUUGAUUUAGUGAUAGAAGCUAAAUACUCUGAGCUCACAUCACUGAUAAAGUUCCAAUUUGAAAUUCGAGUAUUCAGGUGAACACAACACAAAUCCUCAGCGCUCAGUGAAUGUAUAUUAUUGUCCAUAUGUGGCCUUCAGGAACUCCUGUAGUUGUCUGAUCUGAUCCAAAUGUGCAAAAAUGACUAGACAGAAUAAAAAAGUUUAUUUUCAUAUCUUAUCAUUUUAAGUGUGUGCAUGUAGAUAUCCAUAUUUUUUGCAUAUUUUUCUUAAGAAAAGUGGUAAGUAUUCAGCCACACUUUGAAUUAUGUUACACUGAAACAGAAUCAGUGUCAGUGUAUUCAAAAAGCUCAGUUACAGUGUCAUGUGUUAGUAUUUCCUGCACAGCGCCUGACCCGUGGUUUGUGGUUUGUCCAUAUGAUUCUGAUACAGACAGGAAGUGUACUCUUUUAGAGCAUCAUUGCACCAGCACCAGGAAGCAGCCAUAAAUUUAUCUGCAGCUAAUAAUAAUCUUUUGGAGCAUGUGUCCUCUCUGCAUGGCUAUUAGCCCCGUCAAAAGUUCACUUCAGUUUUAUUAGUGGUGACUGUUGAAUUCAAAUGAGCAGUAGAAUUAAGAAAUAAUGGUAAUUUGAAACCCAGAGCAGCAAACUGUUUUACACUCUGAUGUGGGUGCACAGGCCUCUGACGUAUUUGACUGCUGUCUACAAAAAAAUACAAUUUAAACUUCAAUUUCAGUUCACAAUUAUCAAUGAUCUAGCUAGUAUCAUUGUAAAAAGGUCUACAUGUGGUCAUAUUGACCUUUCUUUUAUUUAUUUAUGUAACCUCUUUUGUUUUUUUUUCCUCAAAACAUUCAGUAGCACUGUUUGCACUCAAAGAAUCUUUUGCUAAUAAAGAUUAAACCUAAAACUAAUCAUUUAGAAGUAAUCUAAAGAAACCAACUUCAGACAUCAUACGUCACUGUUGGCUGUGGCAGAAAGAUUCAAAAGGGUAGUUUUUCAAAUCAGGGCUGUAUAUGACUACUUAAUUUUAUUACAUAUGACAAUGUAUUUCUGAAAUACAAAUUAAUUUGCCUACCAAAUCUUCCCUCCUCCACCCAUUUUCCCUUUCCUAUUUCUGCCGUAUAUGUAAAUGUUAACACAAAUAAAAUGUGUGCUAUAGCGUGA
Molecule: messenger RNA, 2585 nt
Organism: Scatophagus argus
Lineage: Eukaryota; Metazoa; Chordata; Actinopteri; Scatophagidae
Gene: abhd5a
Product: abhydrolase domain containing 5a
Exons: 8
Coding region: 86-1204 (372 amino acids)
Biological process (GO): positive regulation of triglyceride catabolic process; negative regulation of triglyceride storage
Cellular component (GO): lipid droplet
Source: RefSeq, a predicted model, not a curated record